Knipowitschia caucasica is the source of this 228-nucleotide messenger RNA. Lineage: Eukaryota; Metazoa; Chordata; Actinopteri; Gobiiformes; Gobiidae. The record is from the annotation of a GenBank genome assembly.
AUGUAUAACCCUACAGACAGCAGAUCCACUCCGCGGAUGGAGCCAGGUUUGGAGACGCCUGUACCGCCACCAUGUCGUCUCUGCAGCGCGGCUGGAGCGGGCUCCCGGUGGACGCUGUUCGUUAAUGAAUGUGAGCUUGAGAUGCGCCUCGUCCCGCCCCUCUGCCGCCAGUCUCCUCCAGCUCCGCUCCAGAUGCGCCGCUGCUUCACGCUGGACGCAGAUGACUGA